GACGUGAAGGCUUGUGUUUCUCAGUGUUUUGAUCAAAGGAACACAGCUGUUAUAUGAGAACAUCUUGGAAAUGUAAUCUGAUUGCCCCAAGGCGUGGACUGGGCCUCACCAUCUGUCUCAGGCCACAAUUUGGCUGAGAGCUGUCUUUGACUGGACACCCCUUGCAUGCAUCUGCCAAGGGAAAUAACAAGGAGGUGAGGACAAGCCGGAGGUCUUGCUGUGCCCUUGGAAGUCUGCCUGAAGAUCUCAUCCAGCCCCUCUGAGGAUGGAGCGAUCCACCCAGGAGCUAUUUCUCAACUUCACUGUUGUCCUGAUUACAGUCCUCCUCAUGUGGCUCCUUGUGAGGUCCUAUCAAUACUGAGAGGCCAUGCCUGACUCCUGGGACUGACUGAGAUGCUCUGGAGCUGCCUGCUGCAUACCCUGAGGUCCCACUGCUAUCACUGUCAUGGGAGGCCAUUCUUGGCAUCCCGUGGCACCUCUGACCUGCACUCACAAUGCCUGACAUGCCCAGCACUAGGAUUGAUUGUGUUCUCUAAGAUGCUGCUCUUGUGGGCUGCCAAGUGUUUGCCAGUGAGCGUUAGAUUUAUUCCCCAACUCUUACUGCAAAAGUGUUAGAUAAGCCUCAAGGUUAAAAUUAAACUGGAUUCAUGAUGAUAUGGAGUUAUAACAAGCCCCUGAUCUGCCUCACCACACAUCUCUCCAACCCACACUGUCUGCAACCAAACUCUAAUUCAACCCUCCAGAAGAUAUGUUAGAGGAAGUCUUUGUCAGCCUCUCCAGUGAUCAUGUGAAUAAAGUUAAGUCA
Messenger RNA from Sciurus carolinensis (gray squirrel), 805 nucleotides. It is a transcript of the gene Sln, whose product is annotated as sarcolipin. Lineage: Eukaryota; Metazoa; Chordata; Mammalia; Rodentia; Sciuridae. The record is from RefSeq and is a predicted model, not a curated record. Gene Ontology annotation, molecular function: enzyme regulator activity. Bases 266 to 361 code for a protein of 31 amino acids. Gene Ontology annotation, cellular component: membrane. The transcript is spliced from 2 exons.